Trichoderma reesei QM6a is the source of this 2008-nucleotide messenger RNA. RefSeq lists its product as uncharacterized. The transcript is spliced from 2 exons. The record is from RefSeq and is a predicted model, not a curated record. Bases 270 to 1748 code for a protein of 492 amino acids. NCBI's taxonomy places the organism in Eukaryota, Fungi, Ascomycota, Sordariomycetes, Hypocreales, Hypocreaceae.
UCAAGACUGCGUGCUACGUGCUUUCCCAGCCGUUGAUUUCCUCCUUGUUUCAUCUUCGAGCAGUGCCUCUUUCCCGGUCUUCACUCCGCGCGUUGAUUCUUUGUUAAGCCGGCGUAUCCUCACCGUUCCUGCCAUUUGAUCCUUCGAAUUAUCGCAGCUGCAGGUUAGGCACUCCAAGGGCAGGAGCUAAGGACACGUGAAAGUCUUUCAGAUAUCAAAAGGAAAGAAGCAAGGAGGAACAGAGGAAGGAAGCCAGCCCUUCAUCCAACAUGCCUCGCACCACAAGGAGACGCCAGGUCGAAGCUCCCUCUACAGCUCAGCCUAUCAGCAACUUCACCCGCGUCUCCAAGAGCCAGGCGUUCCCCGACACCACCAAGAAGGACGUCGUCGUCUCCCGCAGUGAAUCGACGAGGAAGAGGAAAGCCACCGUUGACGAAGCUGAGGGCAACCACGCUCGAGUCACGAGAAGGACCAUCUCUUUCCCCCCGAGCAGCGAUGACGAACUGGUGGCAGCUACACCGUCGAAGCGCGCGUGUCGGAGAGUCUCGUCAGAUGAGGCGGCCCUGAAGGCGGAGGCCCCGGUCAAGGGCAAGAAGGUCGCCAAGCCGACGCCUUCACGCGCCGCUGUUGCGCACAAGCCGAGCGAGUCAACCAUCAUCGCAAAGUCCAAGCAAGACGUCAGGACCAAGACUGUGCAGACAAAACUCGACGCGUUCCGUCUGGCCGGCCAGAAAAAGGAACAAGGCAAGACGUCAGGCAUCGAUUCCGAAUUCGCACCUGAGCUGGUCGACCUGAUCCGCCUCCACAAGGCUUUCCUCAAGAUUAUCACCCUCCAGAUCGCACACAGCGGAACCAUUGCGCCCAUUGACAUCUCAUCCAUCACACCCAACAUCUCACGCUCCUGGGGCAAGCGACAGGUUACAGUCGACGACAUCCGAAGAUGCAUUGCCAUCCAGACUUCAACACGAGCUGCCGAUGUCGUCUCGCCCUUCAUCGUGUCCGACUAUGGCCGUGGCAAGAUCUGCGUAGAGCUGCAUCCCGACCAUACCAAUGGCGCAGUUUCCAUCAACGAAGAUCGUCUCUGCAGACAGUUCGAGGAGAAUCUCCGCGACCUUUGCGCUGGCCGAGCCCAUGGUGACAGGGCCGACGAUGUGGACGUGCCUCUGGCCAGCUUGACUCUGGAUGAGCUGCCCCGCGCUGAAAUCAGAAACAUGGACACUGGCAUCAAAGCCAACCCAAUCCUUACCAAGGGACACAAUGCCCUGUCAGCGCUCAAGGGAGGAAUGCUGGCAAAGCAGCAAAAGAAGGAGUCCAAACAGCAGGCCGCUACCGCCAUGGUGAACCCCGACGGCACGAAAAUGAGCCUGCUGGACCGUCUACGAUACAAGCAAAUCGCCAAAGCCAACGAGCCUCUCCCGCUUUCAGGACCAGAGCUCCAGCGCCGAGCGGCCCUGAACCGCGUCAUCGACGUCGCCGCGACGAUCUCCAUGCUCAGCCUGGCUAACCCGGCCUCUCUGCCACGACAGGCCUUCACCAUGGGGCUCAUCUCGGACAAGCUCAAGGACUCUCUGCGUGUUCCCCUUUCAAAGGAAGAGGGAAUGAUUUGCGUCCGACUGAUUGCCAACGAAGUGGCACCAGAGUGGCUCAAGGUGGUCACCAUUGGCGGAAGGGAGAACGUUGUUGUUCAGAGGGGCUCGCAGCCUGUUGAUCGGGUACUCCAGGAGCGAGUACAGAAGCUGCUGGCAUAAUGGAACGGGCUGAUUCCGAAUUAUCUACCUUGGCGUUUCGCACACCGUCCAACACCCGGACACGACACAGAGGAAGGGGAAAGGUUUCUACAUUGUUGAAUCAGAAGAGGGUGCAGCAUGCUUACAUGGUUUCAUUCAUUACAUUGCGCUGCAUUUUGUUGGCACUUUAUAUACUUACAGCAGGGGAGGAAAUGUUCUACGAGCUUCCGAUGUACAAGAUGAUGCAUGCGCUGGAGUAUGGAGUUUUGCAUAGACAAUAA